AUGAGGAUUUCUUACCGCUCAAAUUCAUUUCGCUUCUUCAUCAUCUUCAUUUCUUUUUUCUUUAUAUAUUUUUCAUUUCUAAAGAAAAAAACUAAUGAAGAUUUGAAAAUAUCUUCACGUUUUGAGAUCCCAACCAAUAAGUACUCCUCUAUACUGGGUCCUAAACUUGACAAGCUUCCUAAUCAAGAUGAUGCUAAAAAAUUAUUUCAACUAUGGAAGAAAGAACAUGGACGAGUCUAUCGUGAUCAAGAAGAGAUGUCAAAGAAAUUUGACAUUUUUGUUACAAAUUUGAAGUAUAUCACAGAGAGUAAUGCAAAGAGAGAGUCACCUCAUAGCGCACUUCUUGGUCUGACCAAAUUGGCUGAUUGGAGCUUCAAGGAGUUCAAAGAAAAAUACAUGACCAUGAACACUGACACCAUGAAUAUUGUGAACACCGAUGAUGCUCGUGGCUCAACAUGUAGUAAUCCACCUCGAUCCUGGGAUUGGAGGAAAGAAAACGCUGUUACUUCUGUUAAGGAUCAAGGCCCUUGUUGUGGUAGUUGCGCGUCAUUCUCAGCAGUUGGUGCCAUUGAAGGAAUAGUUGCAAUAGUGACAGGGAAGCUUCUCGAUCUUUCAGCACAAGAGCUUGUGGAUUGUAUAGGUAAUGGUUGCAAAGGGGUAUUUGUAUACGAAGCGUUCCAAUGGAUUUUAAAUAAAAAUAAAAAAGGGCUUGCAUUGGAGAGUAAAUACCCUUAUACAGGAGUGGUGGUGCCUUGCAAAGCCUCAAAGAUUCAAAACAGUGCAACUAGUAAGAUUGAUUCAUUUUAUCACGUUGAUAAAUCAGACAAGGCACUAUUGUGUGCAGUUGCCAAACAACCAAUUAGUAUCUGUAUUUAUGCAGCCACACAAGAAUUUCAACAUUAUUACAACGGAAUACUUCAAGGUCGAGGUUGCCCGGUGGAUUCUACGGAUAUAACUCACUGCAUGUUAAUAGUGGGUUAUGACUCUUAUGAAGGUCAAGAUUAUUGGAUAGUAAAAAACUCAUAUGGCAAAUAUUGGGGAAUGAAUGGUUAUAUGUAUAUCAAAAGGAACACUCCUAAAAAGUAUGGAGUGUGUGCAAUUAAUGCAUGGGGUACAUACCCAAACAAAAAGAAAUGA
Lathyrus sativus (Indian pea) is the source of this 1137-nucleotide messenger RNA. Lineage: Eukaryota; Viridiplantae; Streptophyta; Magnoliopsida; Fabales; Fabaceae. The record is from the annotation of a GenBank genome assembly.